AUGGACGGCCGUCGCUCCAACCGUGCCAACAGAGAGACAACAACGCAGCACACUGAAACAGAAACCGAAGGUGAACCGGCAGUAGUCUGGCAUCCCGUCUGGGUUGCAAUAUAUGUCGGGGGUGGAGCGUUCAAACAUUGGUCACUUUUUGUUGAAGACGAGGAGGAUCAGGACGAAAGCUUCAUUGUUCAUGUUCAGGGUGAACCCGGCACGUUUCGUUACCAGCAAAUCAAGAAGAAUGCGCGCGAGUCCAGAUCUUUGAUCGAAAUGAUCCAAGUCGGCCAUGUGAAGAAGAACGAACUCCGAGAUUUCAGAAGAGUCUGCCGCGACGUAAUCGUCAGCUGA
Messenger RNA from Cadophora gregata, 345 nucleotides. RefSeq lists its product as uncharacterized. The coding region runs from base 1 to 345 and encodes 114 amino acids. The record is from RefSeq and is a predicted model, not a curated record. The transcript has a single exon. NCBI's taxonomy places the organism in Eukaryota, Fungi, Ascomycota, Leotiomycetes, Helotiales, Ploettnerulaceae.